This is a messenger RNA of Ectocarpus siliculosus, 5182 nucleotides long. Lineage: Eukaryota; Phaeophyceae; Ectocarpales; Ectocarpaceae. The record is from the annotation of a GenBank genome assembly.
AUGUGGUGCGGCGUGAUCUUCGUCCUGCUGGCGUACACCGGGGCAGCGGCGGCGGCAGCAGUAACCAAAGCGGCGACGGGCGGCGAGGGGGUUAACGUCGCUCUCCACGCCCAGAGCAACUACGCGGUGCACGGCUGGGUUGCAGGGUCAGAAAUUACGACCAGCGGGCUACGACGGGCGUUUGCAGCCCUUCCUUGCGUGCGGAGCUGCGAGAUAUUCGCCCCGUUUUCUUACGAUGGGGUUUCCAGUCGAAAGUGGGACUUGGUGAUCAUCGAGGGGUACACGGGCUCCGUGCCAGCUUUCAUUCACGAGGUUCGGGCUGGCAACGAUGACGUCGUGGUGCUUUUCUACUGCCUGGACACUUACCCGUCCCUAUCCGUGGUCGGAAACUUGGACGUCGAUGCCUUCCUCACUAACAGCUUAGCACUCUUGCCGUUCCUGCGACAGAUCGCUCCGGCGUCGUCACUGGUGCACCUCGCGGCAGACCCGUCGGUGAUGCAGGCGGCGCCGUUUCGCCCGGAGUACGCCCACAACGUUGUGUACCUCGGCCAAUUCAAGGGCACCAAGCAUCGGCUCGUCGAGACCCUGAAAGAGGUUGCGCCGUAUGGACUAGCCAUCUACGGCAACGGAUGGAGCGGUGUCGAGGGCGCGGAGGAACUGUUGCCGUUCUGGCGGGGAAUUCUACCGCUGGGCGAUGUCGCUGCUCUUUACACAUCAGCCAAGGUUGUCAUAGCCACGACGGAGACGCUCCAGCGAAGCUUGGGCAUGGUCAACAACCGCGUGUUCGAGGCUCUCUCCUGUGGGACCGCCGUCGUGAGCGACGCCUUCCCGGCGGCGGAGGAAAUGUUCGGCGACCACGUGCAUUUCUACCGCCAGCCUGGUGACGCGGCGCGAGCGGUGAAGCACCUGCUCGGGAACGACACCGCGCGAACCGAUCUGGGCAGGAGGGGCCGGGAGCUCGUCCUGUCCAAGCACACCUUCGCGUCGCGCGUGGUGACGAUUCUCUCGAGCGUGGACGAAGUGGUAGCGUUGAAAAACCAGGAGGAGGCGUCAGCGGCGGGAGAGGCUUCGUCCGCGGCAGCCCGGCGCCUGGCCCCGCCACCGGGCGAGGCGACGGCAGCGGCCACGGCGGGGGGUGAUGAUACUCCCGCGAGGGGUGCCGCCGGCGCUGACGCUAUCGCCGCCGCCGUGGGUGCCACCGCGGUGCCGAAGGGAGGUGGCGGCGUCGAGAGCUGUUGCCAAUCGGGCAGAGCUUGUCGCAACGCCGUCGAGUUCACGGCAUGCCCUACCCCCACUACGGCACCUGGAGAGGGUGGAGAAAUCUUGGCGACAUCCGUGACGUCGUGCCCUCCAGAGGGAACGCCCCCGGGUGAAGAGGGUGCUGCCGUGGAGGAGGUACGACCACGAUCACGGCGCCAUCACGAUCCCUUGCCACCGUCGCCACCGCUGAGGGCGGCGGCUCCAGUCCGGGCGCACCAACGCCCGGGCCAGGCUCAACCCCUCGCACACGGUGCCGGCGAACACGCCACCGGCAGCGGGGACAUCUCCAGUGAUGAUGCGACACAGGCAACAUCCUGCGACGGCUCCGGGGAUAAUUCGACAAGUAGAAGGUCCUGCAACGGCUCUAGGGAUGACACGACAAGCGGCGCAUGCCGGCACGGUUCCAGCGAUAGCUCGACAACAGGAACACCGUGCAACGGCGGUUCCGGGGAUGAUACGAAAAGGGCAACAUCCCGUAACGGCUCAGGUAACCCCGACUGUCCUAUGCCCCAGCUGCUGGGGCGAAAGAAGACGCCGCUGGUGGUGCGGCCUAACGCUCCGCUGGUCCUUGUCGUGUACCGAUCGGAAACCCCUCCGCCUGGGCAAUUGCGGCGGGACCUCCAGUCCGCGGCUGGAGCCGUGGCCGGCGGCGCCAGAAUAGCGUUCAUGGAGACAACAGCCGAGACUCUCGGCGGCCGCGAUUCGGACGUCGAGUGUUCCGGAUGGGGGCGACGGAUCGGGGCGGAAGAAUUCUCUCGGCUGAAGGCCCUGCAGACCCGCGUCUCCCGGCUGCUGGCCGAUGCAGGCCCAGCGGCCGCCCACGGAGAGCACGGAGAUACGCCGAACGUGGACUUUCUUGGCGUGGAGGCUGCCCGCGAGGCGCACGGCUUCAUGGAGUGGUGCUGCUCCGUAAGCAUGCUCAUCGUGUAUUCGAAUGUGGGAGACCCUUUGGAGAGGUGGUUUCUCCACCGGCUCGUCGGCGAACACGCUUCGCGCGUCGUGCGCACGGCGUUUCUCGCUGUCGCCGCCGGUGGCUCUGAGGGUGCGGAAGAACAACAUAGUGUUGCGAGACAAGAGCACGAGAUCGCGAGACAACGGCACGGGGUGGCGGGACAACACGGUAAAGCUCCGACGUCUUUGGAGGCUCAACGGCUGGACCGCUACGAGUGGGUUGAGCACCUUGGCGGCUGCGGCGAGGGCCGCUCGUGCCCCGGGUCGGUCCCUUCAGAGGGAGGCUGCUUCGCGGAAGAAACGAGAGGCAAGACUUGCCCUUCUGUCUCCAGGCUCAAGAACAAGAUCGAACAAACCUUGUUCAGGGUCUCCAGACACGCGACGAUUUCCAUGUUGGAACCGAGAGAGGGCACAGUUUUCGCCGCCGAACGGAGCGAAAGGGAAGGAGCAGGCGAUUGGGCCCAAUUAAGACUGCGUGUCAAGGUGGUGCACCCCUAUUUCCGGACGCCUGACGACGGAAUGUGGUGCGUUCUUCUGGAAGACGUGGAGGUGGGGUGCCGAGGCGACUACGACUCCAGGGAAAGGGGGGGGUACUCGCAUGCAGUAACCGUAGAAAUCGACCCUGUCGUGUUGCCACGACGAUGCAGGUUGCAAGUAGUUACCAAGGGAGGAGGGGUUGAAACACCGAGGGUGCUGAACAAAAGCCCACCCAUUUCCGUAACCAUCUGGUAGAUACAGAUUCCAUUUUGUUACGUUUCGAGCCACAGUCCAGAGUACUUGCCUCAAGUGUUGAAAGAAAUAAUGUUCAAUUCUUAGACUAUUCUAUAUAGGUCUAGGGAUUAUUCGUGUACGUAGGCUGUUUACACGUGCCUUGUGGAUUGUUGGGUCUGUUGCCCAUGAUGCCUGUUCUUCCCGAGUACGCAUGGUUUGAUUACAGCUGUUGGGGUUGUUAUACAUAUCUUUCACUGUAGACAGUGGCGCCAUCAUGUAUUCCUUGAAAAGUGUCCUUGGGUUGACUUGGCGCAAAGCGUCUGUCUGCCUCUAUUGAGAAGUCCCAACGGGGUGAAGGUGAUAAACACAAGCUUCCGUAAUCAUAUAGAUGCAGAUAUCUUGGUAGGGCCAACGGUUUCGUUAGCCUCGGGUUCCUUUCGACCCUUUAACUUAAAGCAGUACACCAGAAAUUAUUUUACUGCUGUAGGUGUCGGUAGUUCGCAUCCCAACCACAGACAAAGUGUGGUGCCGUUUACCAGGUACGCUAUUAACUUACAGUCUAAGUACAUGGCAUACAUGUAGUCUAUGCAUAUUAUCCGCACAUCGCACUUCAAGCCUCAAAUUGACUACCGUACUGUUGUAGAGAUGAGCCCUGAUCGAAAGAACGGGCUGGGAAACCCUCCCGCGGGAUGACAAAGAAAGUUAGUUGCAGCAUGCUAGCUUUCCGUGUAUCCCCGAAUCAGAGCCCUCAAGGCCGUAGGAUCCACCCCCACCACACGCCAAAGACCAAUAGUUGGAAUUUUCCCAAAACAAGUACGACGGGGAGUGUGAGUGACGUCCCAUGCCGCGAACAGUCAGUCAUCACAAUCAGAAGCGAGUUUGCGGUUGCCUCCUAGCGCCGCACAUCCAUACCCCCCAGAUCAGCUUACAGCAUGACCAAGAGGUCCAGGGAGGACAGGAUUACAGCAGCAUUCGUAGAGGAUACGCCGCGCGGAAUAUUUAGAUCUGGAGACUUUUGACCUUGGAUCUCGAUCUUGGAUCUCGAUCAUCAUCUGCGCCCUGUUCGAGAGAACGAAAGGGCUCAAUAAAGCAUCGGUGAAAAUUCUCAACCUCACCCUACUCUCUCCAUCACAUCCAUCCGUCACAAUCUGACCGCCCGCCCCCCCAAUGGGGCGGGCGGCCAGCCAAUCCCUUCCCCCUCAAAACAGCAGUUGUUCGAUAGUCGGAUGGGGUAUUUUGCCGCCGUUUCUUCUCUAGAGAACGUUCUUCGCUUUUUCGUCUUGGAAAGGGUGGGCGCACGGAAAUCUAUUCGAGAUUUGUUUGGCAAGGUGCUUCGCGAAAAAACUGAGACUGUACGCGCAUUCCGACCGUUUUCGGGCGGGUCGGCAGCCGCGCCAGAGCCAGCAGCGUCGUGCCUUCUAGUGUGGAGGGCAGCAGGCAGCCGCGGCCGGCCCUGCUGCUGCUGCUGCUGCUGUGCGAGGGGCGCGUGUUCUUCUCUCCCCGACGGAGGAAUCUCGUUCUUUGUUGUUCCCUUCCGUGUGGGCCGAUGGGUACCUGCCUUUCCUCUCCACCGGAAGAGCCUGCCGCCAUCAAGCGGUCGAGGAGGAGCAGCAGAGGGAGCAGUGGUGCCACCCGGGACUCACGAAGUUCCAUUUUUUCGAGGAAGAGACAGAGAGAGGCGAGGGCAAGCGGAAAAGCGCGCGAAACAAGAACGUGACUUACCCCGGAGAUUUGUAUUCUGCCGCGGCCACACAAGCACCGAACCCAUUUCCGCCAUAUCAAAACCUGAAACGGGCUGGAACCCGUUGAUCUACUACGCAUGCAAUGCUACGUCGUACGGGGCAGCAUAGUCUGGAGUAGUGUGGAUAUCCGAUGUAGUGCAGGUUUAUCGACUUGGCAAAUGAUUAGUAGUGCAGCGCACACGUGUUACUUAUCUCUUUUUUUUGGUUUAGGGCAGGGCAUAUAACCGGUCGCCCCGGUGGUCUAAUUGGUAUCCACGAAACCUUCUAGACGUCAGGUCAGGGGUUCGAAUCCCGGCGUAAGCGAGCUUUUCUUGCAAAGUGAGUUUUUCUCUCGCUUCCGCUCCUGUCUAGUGGAUAGCGCUAGUUCGUGUGUACACAGAGGGAAGAGAGUGCUGAAAUCUCCUCGCAUUAAAAAUCGAAGGCAACGUACCGCAGGAGGGGAGGGUAGAGAGAAGCUCUUCUGUGUGACCACGGGUUGGAGUAAACGGCACUAGUGCUGUGAGCGCUGAUUUGAAGUG